Corythoichthys intestinalis (scribbled pipefish) is the source of this 2961-nucleotide messenger RNA. It is a transcript of the gene wfdc2, whose product is annotated as WAP four-disulfide core domain 2. Gene Ontology annotation, cellular component: extracellular region. Gene Ontology annotation, molecular function: serine-type endopeptidase inhibitor activity. The record is from RefSeq and is a predicted model, not a curated record. Bases 117 to 629 code for a protein of 170 amino acids. NCBI's taxonomy places the organism in Eukaryota, Metazoa, Chordata, Actinopteri, Syngnathiformes, Syngnathidae. The transcript has 5 exons.
GUACUGAUUUCUGUGGGACUGAAAAAAAAUGCAGCUGCUUCUUCAAAGUCUUCCUGCUCCGUGGACGCGGUGAAACCUGACACCAAAUUGUCUGGCGCACAUUCUUGUGUGAAAGUAUGGAGAAGUCUACAGUUUGUGCAUUGGUUCUAGCUCUAAGUGCAAUUGUGCAAUUUAACACAGUUUUUACUCAGGAUUCUAAGAGCAAUCUAACAGGCAUUCUUCCAAAAGCGGGCCAAUGUCCUCGUCUACUUAAGGUGCUGCCAUCAAAGAAAGGGUGUGCAUGUGAUGAAGACUGCCCUGAAGACCAUAAGUGCUGUGUCUUUGACUGUGGAGCUGUCUGUGUCCCUCCUUCUUUCAGUAAGCCAGGGUUGUGUCCUCGGAGAAACUGGGGCUCUGGAAUGUGUGCCGAGUUUUGCUCUGAUGACAGUGACUGUCCCAAUGAGCAGAAAUGCUGCCACAACGGAUGCGGACAUGAGUGCAUUGCACCGUACAAAGUGAAGCCAGGCCGCUGCACUCUACCCCAAGGAACUCCUAUGUGUGCGGAGUACUGCUACCAUGAUGGCCAGUGUCCAGCUGAGCAAAAAUGCUGCAGGACAACCUGUGGUCAUGCUUGCAGUCAGCCCUGCUGAGUGGACAUCAAUCAACAACACAGAUUAAGAAUGCAUUGUCUUGUUUUAUCUUCAACAUAUACUUGGGUAGGGUGUCAGAAUAACCAGCGGCCUCUAAAACGGUGGCCUCAUACUAAUAAAUAAUGAUAUUUAGCCACUUCUUAGAUUUAGCUUAAAUCAUUUCCUUUGUGAUGUUUGAAAAGUAAUAAAUGUCUUACAUGUCCUGAAAUGUUAUUAGCUUUUUUACACAAAGCAGCAUAAUUUGUAAAAUAUUACAUCAUGCUUUUACGCUGUGAUUAGGUAUUGUAUUGUAUCGUACAAAUCCAUUUCGUUUUCAUUAAAAAUGCAUGAUUGCUACAUAAGAGUUAAACCUCGAUCUUCAGACCCGGCUUGCAAUAACGGACUCUCGAUUCAACCGACAGGUUCUGCUGGAAAUAAUAGCGUUCAUAGAAACCAUAGGCGGAGUUUGACUUUUGGGGAAGGGUGGGCACAACAUGUUGAUGACCCCGAAAAUGCAGUGUCAGCAAUAAAAUUAACGUACAAGAAUAUUUAGAAUAAUAAGUUGACAAUGAGCGUUUUUUGUUUCCCACCAUUCUUGAGGGGAAUUCUAAAUCAGGCUGCUUAGGCAAUAGUACUUUUUGCCAAGAUUGUCAUCCGUUGAAUUAUGGUAUGCCUGCCAGUGUCGUGCCAAUGUAGUUAUCCCAAUCAAAAUUUGUAUCCCCGGGGCGAAACCAUAUGGCGGUAGAUUUGUGUCUUUAUUAUUCAAUCCAAAAAAUAUUGCUUCAAUCAAAAUAUAUAUUUUCAACCCAAAAAAAAAAAAAGGCGCUUCAAUCAAAAAAAAAAAGUGUUUGAAUGCAAAAGUAAAUUUGAAACUCAAGAUGUAUGUGAAAGCUGUUUUUCAAGUUUUUUAAAAUUUUUUUUUUUAUUGAAGCAACUUUUUUGAUUUUGGCUAGGACAUUUUUGUCUUUAUUAUUCAAUCAAAAAAUAAGUUGCUUCAAAAAAUAUUUUCUAAAAGAAAAAUAACCAAUCAAAAAAACAACAAUUUCAAUCAUGGAAAAAGUUUUUGAAUGCGAAAAAAUAUUUGAGAUUUGAAAAAUUUACAUUUGAACACUUAAUUUUUCAUCGAACAAGUUUUCUUUGAUUGAAGCAAUCCUUUUUGUGUUUGGGCCAUAUUAUUUGUGUCUAAAUCAUUUAAUCCCCCCAAAAGUUGCUUCAAUCAAAAAAAAUAUAUUUUCAAUCAAAGAAAAAAAUCAUUUGAAAAAUAAAAUUGCCCUCCCCUAAUUUUUGGGGGGGAAUUAUAUGCAAAGCAAAUGACCAUCUAAGUUGCUAGUCACAUGAUCUGUUCGAAAAAUAACUGACCCAUUAUAAAAAUAUAUUUUGUUAAUUUCAUUCAUUUUUGUUGCAGUUUUUUUUUUUUUUUUUUUAACAACUUUUUUACAAACAGGAAAGUCAAUUACAUGCAAUGACACUCUUCGGCCGCCGGGGGGCCGCUGGCCCCCCUAAAAAUCCAUUUAUGAUAGGAACUCGGAAUUCACCUCGGAUUAGCAAGCGAAGUCCAUUUGUUAUAUAAUUGCCUGGUGUUUUUUUGCUUAUACAAUCAACACAGCUUGCUACUGUAGCUCUUGCCUCUAGGUUGGCUUGGAAAGACUCAGGACGACCUCUACCAAUCUGAUCUUGGAACAUUAAGUAGACAGUGCAGUGCCAACAAAAUUGAGGUGUGUCGCAGAAUAUUUCACUACACUAACCCGUCAAAAACACUACGGAAAAAAAUGUAAACAGAAAACCAAGGGAAGUAUGGAAGAAGUGUUUCAAUUUAAAGGAAAAUCUGAAAUGAAAUUAGUCCAUUAAAUUGAGGUUUAGCUGUAUACAUAGAAGACGGCUCUUUAAACAUUGGCUCAGGAAAGAAACCAUUUGCAGUUUAUUUUCCCCACACCCACUUCAACAUGGUGACCUAAUGUGCUGGGAUGAGCUUUAGACACAGAAACCUCUGUUUGUCUGCCCCAUUUGCGUUUGCUUCAACAGUACAUAAAUGAAGGCAGUCAGAGGGAAGUAAUCCAGUUUCACCCAAAGAAAGGUACUCAAAGUGUGUCUUAGCUCAUGUUUAGAAUGGUCAUUUUUCACUGUAAAAUGAAGGCAUGAUAAUGUAAAUUUUUUGGUAGUACACAAUAUAUGGAGAACAAAUACUUCCUCCUUGGUUAAGUAGGCCAAACUUUGAUGUGAAAUAAGUCUGAAUUUAAUCAGAUGCAUAAUCGUGGAGUCUGGAAAAGCCGUAGUCAACUAAUACAGCAGUACUGAAAUCCCUGAUUGUCAUGGAUCCAAUUUAAUGUCUGAAAUGUCAUCACUAAAAUGUAAU